This is a messenger RNA of Tarenaya hassleriana, 924 nucleotides long. RefSeq names its product pentatricopeptide repeat-containing protein At2g27610-like. Gene Ontology annotation, molecular function: zinc ion binding. Lineage: Eukaryota; Viridiplantae; Streptophyta; Magnoliopsida; Brassicales; Cleomaceae. The coding region runs from base 1 to 924 and encodes 307 amino acids. The record is from RefSeq and is a predicted model, not a curated record. The transcript has 4 exons.
AUGAGAAUCCUAGAUUUGUUCAGGGCAGAGGACUCGGUGGCCUUGAUGUGUAUGAUGGGAAUCCAGCCGGGAUUUGCUCAGGGAGAGUGCGGGGUUCUUGGCAGAAUCGGAAUGGAGUAUAUGGGGAGAGCCCACGAGGAUUUCAGUCGAUAUACAGUCAGAAUCGUGCUUGGAGUUGUGUUCAUCAGCAAAAUCACAUUCCUCAGAGUAGUAGGGUUAGUGGACAUGGGGAAACAUGGCAGGAGAUUAAUGCUUAUGACCACGGAAACCUCAACUGGAACAGGUGGCAGAAUCCAAACACAAGCACAGGAGGACAAUACUGGACAAACUCUAAUAAUCAGAAUGGGUCAGUUGAAAAAUGCCGUAAAUGUUAUCAAGUCGCUGGCAAGUAAGGGUCACGUGGUGGAUUUACCUUACAGGUGGCGCAACUAUGUGGGGAAGCAGAGGCUUUACAAGAGGCCAAGACGCCUCGCGCCUUUUACAACCAAGGUUGAGAUGCUUGCAGCACCCGGUUAUCUGGGUGAAGCCUUGGAAUUUGCCGAGAAGAUGCCAAUGGAACCAAGUGUUGACGUGUGGGAAACACUGAAGAAUCUCUCUUGGGUUCAUGGAGAUUUGGAGCUCGGAGAUCGGUGUGCUGAGCUGGUUGAGCAACUAGACGCAACAAGGCUGAAUAAACAGUCAAGGGCAGGUCUGAUGGUGGAAAUGGGAUAUGUCCCUCUUCUCAGAUGUGUUUUGCGAGACUUUGACCCAGAGGCUGAGGAGGAGGACCUUCUUGCGCAUACCGAGAGAUUAGCCUUCGCUAAUGCUCUUCUCAUCUCUCCUGCCCGUUCUCCUAUCCGGGUGACGGAAACUCUCCGUGUCUGUGUUGAUUGCCACAGCGCAAUUAAUCUCAUGUCAAAAACAGUUGGCAGAGAAAUCUACUGA